Molecule: messenger RNA, 1032 nt
Organism: Sclerotinia borealis F-4128
Lineage: Eukaryota; Fungi; Ascomycota; Leotiomycetes; Helotiales; Sclerotiniaceae
Source: the annotation of a GenBank genome assembly
AUGCCUCCUCCUUCUUCCGAUGAGAUCUUCGAUAAUUGGAGUGGAAUAAUAGAAGAUGAUUUCUCCACAACAAUCCUCAAUACAUUCGGGUUGUCCCAGAAUGACAAUUAUGUUUACCGCGCCGAAUCAUUCGCUAUGACAUUACCACAAAUUCAAGAAAUCAUCAACACCGGCAAAUUAAAAUAUCAUUAUCAAGAUCAUGGCAAGAUCAUUCAGGUCUCACUCGCAGACAUCAAUGCCUAUACGUCAAUAUUCUCUUCCAAGACCGAUACAUCCAAAGCCCUUGUAGCAUUCUCCUCCAAUGCAAAGAAAAGUUCACCUAGAGAAUCGAUUGCACAGUACCUCCAAUCACGUCGAAUUACUCCAUACAAGAUACCGAAAGCAAACGCACACAUCAAUCCAUAUUAUGAUAUCUGGGCUCAUACAUGUCGGAUGGUAUCUUUCCUAGGACCACUUCCCGAUGCACAUUAUUCGAAUCCGGCGGCAGCGAAAAUGACUCAUCCUGUUCUUCCUGUUCUUUACCAUCAGUUUGGAUGUGUGGUACCAUCUUACGAUUCCCUUUACAUCAUAUCUCAACUUGUGGGAGAGUCCAAGGCAGAUGGAGUUAUUGAUAUGGCGAGUGGGAAUGGGUAUUGGACAUAUAUCCUACGACGAAUGAAUUUAAACGUCAGCGCAGUUGAUAACAUGACGAGUGAGUAUCGGAAGAUGUGGAUAUCUGAUACGGAAAAAGGAGAUGGAGUGAAAUAUUUGAAGAAGAAUGCUGGGGGGAAGAAUAAAUUACUGUUAAUGGUGUAUAUGGUUACGGCAGGGACGUUUACCAAGAGACUUUUGAGUGCCUAUAAAGGGAAUACAAUUGUGGUGAUUGGAACACAAAAUGCGAAUCGAUAUACGGGACUCAGUGAUUGUACUAUGGAAGAGUGGUUUGAGAAAGAGAUGAGUGGUUGGGAGCUUGCUUGUAGAAUUGUGAUGCCAAGCUUUGCUGGAAAGGAUGAAGGGAUGUUUGUAUGGAAGAGGAGUUUAGAAGUUUCGUGA